GCGUGACGCGUCACGUGAUCAUUCGGGAAGGGAAGCUAGGAAAAUGAGUGCAGACGUCCAGUCACACACUAAAACGACCUAAACAUCGACAUUUGCUUACAAUGACGCUUUAGUUCUCAUUAAUUCUUCUCUUUAUUGCUUUCUCCGUUUUUAUAACACAGCUUUUAAAGUUUUACCUGGUAACCGGAACUGAAUUUGAUGGUUUUAUGUCAAGCAAACAGCUCGCGCUCUGAAGCUGGAGGAUAACAAAGACUGUAUUUGCCAGAAUGGAUCUACAUGUCAUGCUGUUUUGAUUGAUGGUUCGAAACAAGCCGUGGAUGAAGGGUUCACAGACCAGCUUUGAAAGAACGGUCCUCUAUGAAGCUCAACGAGAGAAGUGUGGCACAUUAUGCCACGUGCAAUUCCCCUCCAGACAAAACAGGCUUCCUCUAUAAAAAAGGGGAACGGAACACUGCUUACCACCGACGCUGGUUUGUCCUUAAGGGCAACAUGCUCUUCUACUUCGACGAGAAGGAAAGCCGAGAGCCUAUCGGGGUCAUCGUCCUGGAAGGCUGUACGGUGGAGCUCUGCGAGUCCGAAUCGGAAGAGUUCGCCUUCGCCAUUAAAUUCGAGUGCACCAAGGCGAAGGUGUACAAGAUGUCCGCAGAAAACCAGGCCGCUAUGGAGUCGUGGGUCAAGGCUCUGUCGCGGGCUAGUUUUGACUACAUGCGCCUGGUGGUGAAAGAGUUGGAGAGGCAGCUGGAAGAGGUACAAGAAGAAGCGAGAUCUUUGCAGGCGAAGAACAAGCUAAAGAAACAAGGAGCCGCGACAGGCCUCCGAACGGCUGCUCCAGCCAUACAAAAUGCUUUCGUCGUGGGGUCAGAAGAAGAGGGGCAUUUUCUUUCAGGGAGUUCCACUAGAGAGAACGGGGUGACUUGGAAUAAGCCCACAAGCAUGGCUAAUGGGAUCAGCAAGGGUUGCGCCUGGGAGGAAGACAACAACGGGAAGGGUGAUGGACUGAGACCACCUCCGGUACCUCCAAGGAGAAAAACCAAUGGCGGGUUACUGGAGAGCCCUGUUUCACCCGACACAGAGUGCUUCUCCAAACUGCAUGACUGGUACGGUAAAGAGGUGGCUGAACUUAGGAUUGAGUGGCUUCAGAGCCAAAAAACCUCUGCCUUAAAUGCCUUAAAUGCUUGAUUGACUGGAGGGAAACAUCUGUGAGAGGUUCCCAAAAUAUCUAUCUGCACAGAUGAGGGUGCGUUUACAGUGUUUGGUGCAAUUUUCAGUUUUAGCAAAUGAGAGUAGAUGCACAGAUACAGGCCAAAUGUAUAUAAAAACUGUGAUAUAUGAGAUGAAUCAGAAUGUUAGUCACUUGUUUCUUGUAAUAGGUGGACAUAGUUUUCUUAGACAUUUUAAUCAAGACCAAAAAAAAUCAGUUCAUCUAUAAUUUUUUUUACUGAAUGCCUAAAAUACAAUAAAAAAUGUACUUAUACUAUACUAUAAUCCAGGACUUCUAUAAGCCAUUUAAUUACUUUGACUGCACAAAAACAAACAUUUAUUUGAGCUUGACUUGACACUAUUAUAAAAAGAGAAGUCUGGAUAUAUUUCUCCUUUUUUGUUCUACAGAAAAAAUGACAUGAGGCAGAAAAACAAAUGUUCAUUUAAGUGUUCCUAUAAAACAUGACACUUAGCUUCAUAUUGGAAUUUAAAGGGACGUUCCACUUUUUUAAAAUAUGCUCAUUUUCCAGCUCCAGGAGAUCGGCUUAAUGGAUUCCAAAACGAUAAAAAUCAAAUGUUUAACUCUAGGAGAACUGGAAAAUAAGCAUCCCUUUAAGACACAAAUCUUGUGAUGUAUUUGUCUUCUCCUUCUUAUCUGUGUUUUAUAAAUUUUUUUAAUAACAUUGGGGGCUUUCUUUUUUGUAACAGCGGUACGACAUCCAUGCUUUCGUUUUUUAAAAACUAAAUAAAUGUUAAACAUGAAGGUGCCAAAGCGGGUCUAUGGCAAAUGUAAACAUUUUUAAUUACGAAAUGCAAUUUUGAGUAAAAGCACAAAAAGUUGUACUGUAUAAUGUGCAUUGCAAUAAGAAUUUUUUUUUUUUUUUGAAAGCCAUUGUCAAUCAAACUUGCCAAUUCAUAUAUGUUGAAAAACAAGUAUUUUAACCUUAAAGUAAUAAUAUUUCAGACAAUGGAUCUUAUUAGCCAGCUAACACAUUUUUUGUAUAAGUCACAUUUGCUUAAAAGUAUCUUAAUGCAGGGGUUUUCAAACUGGGGUCCGGGGACUCACGGGUCCCCCAGAAGGCUUUAGGGGCUCCCCAGGAAUUUCAUGGGAAAAGGACGAAGCAAAAAUUGUUUAAAUGUUUUUAUACAAAAUAUGGAUAUAUGAGGAUAUAUUUAAGAAAAGGUGUCUCUCGCUAAAGGUUGAUCAUAUGUGGGGGUCCCUUCAGUAAAAUUUGAAAACCCCUGCCUUAAUGUUUCAAUAAGCAUGUAUAUGCUUUAACUUUGCUUUAUGAUACUGACCAAGUUUAGAUAUUAUUCUGUGACCAACACAUACACUAAUACAUUAUAAAUCAUAUAGGCAGCUUUCUUGUUUAUUUAUGGCUUUUGUAAAUGUUUUUGUAUGCUGUUUUAAUGGUACAAAUUAACAUGUAUUGUGUGCAAUCCUGCAGUCUUAAUUUGGGAGACAAUAAAUGGUUCAUUAGCUGUGCCUUUAUAUUAUAUAAAACACUGUGUUUGACUAAACAGUAGCUAAUAAAGUUCACUCUGUUGUAAUUAAUGGCUGAUUAUAUUGUGACAACACCCAACUCUGAAUAUUUGGCCAAAUUAGGAAUUGGAAUUGCAAUGGAAAUUAUGUAUCAUUUUUAUUUAAAGGAAUCAAUGAAAGUGUAAUGUUUUCAAACCAGUCCAAUAAAAAAAUAUAUCAUGUGUAAACUUGA
Messenger RNA from Misgurnus anguillicaudatus (oriental weatherfish), 2915 nucleotides. It is a transcript of the gene pheta1, whose product is annotated as PH domain containing endocytic trafficking adaptor 1. Gene Ontology annotation, biological process: receptor recycling; endosome organization; retrograde transport, endosome to Golgi. Gene Ontology annotation, cellular component: recycling endosome; trans-Golgi network; early endosome. The record is from RefSeq and is a predicted model, not a curated record. NCBI's taxonomy places the organism in Eukaryota, Metazoa, Chordata, Actinopteri, Cypriniformes, Cobitidae.